Spirometra erinaceieuropaei is the source of this 18265-nucleotide messenger RNA. The record is from the annotation of a GenBank genome assembly. Lineage: Eukaryota; Metazoa; Platyhelminthes; Cestoda; Diphyllobothriidea; Diphyllobothriidae.
AUGCACCCCGAGGCCGCUUUUUUGGUAUUUCGGAUUUGUUAUAAGCUGUGGCAGCGUGUCUUCUUUGUGUAGUAAUAUUAAUGCUGGCCGUCAGCAAUUGCUUCCGAUCUAAAGUCCGCUGAAUAACCAAUUUAUGGUCUUUCGUGAUUUACUGAAUCUACCUAUGUUCUUUGUUACCAAUCAGAUUGUGCAAAUGCUCUUUAUAGGCGGAGGUGUUCGAAGGCCUUCAAAAAAACGAGCUCAGUGCAGAUCAUGUGCCGACUGAGGACGAUGAAGAUGUUGAACAGGAGGAGAACGAUGCAGUCGUUUCGGGAGUAUCCGGUAAAUCGAAGAAAGGCAACGUCUAUAAAAAGCAGGUCAACUACUCACGAGCAGGAUCGAAAGGGUACGUGGAAAAUCUUUUUAUGUUUUAAUUGUUAAUCGCCUUAUUUUGCUGUCUUUGAGUAGACUUAAUCAUAGCAGUUUUGUUGGCGUGCAGAAUAUUGACAGACGCUGACGUUUACAAUUAAAGCAAGUAACGUCAGUUGAUUUUCUCAUUCACUGAUCAGUAACGUGAACGCAGUCAUCCCACAUCUCUUCUGACCUCAACUGUACUCAGCCAUCCGUGGUAUUAUAGUGCGCCCCCCUUAAACUGGACCUCAAAAUGGACAGCCCCUAGAUCCGAUGUGACACGUACGAAAUUGGAGCGAAAUGCUUGAGAAACUACUUCACCUGACCUCAUUUUAAGUUUGUCUGACUCGAUCCUGCCACGAGGUUUAAAUCGGAGGUUGCCAACUGGCAGAACGUAGGGCGAAUACCAGGCCAGUUGUUAUGUCAAAACCCAUCCCCAGUCCUUUUAACCCGAUGGUCGCAAUGGAACAUUAGGGAUGUGGAAAGGGCAAGUAGUAUUGACAUUCAUUAGCCCCUCCCCCCUUAUGUGAUGGAUUUCAUGCCGAAAUAACCACUGCUUCCCCGGGAUAAUGAGGAUUCUCAUCUAUUUCUGUGGAUCAACCAGGGGGUCUAUGGCGCCUACGAUCCAUUUGUGCGAUUUCCUCUGAUCUGAAUGACGCUACGGUCAUGAACGUUUGAAAAGCACAUAACACAAAGUAGAGCGAUACUCGCCGUGUUACCGAAUCUCCGCAAUACGUAUUUUCCCACCGCGGUGUAUUUUUCAGUUUAUUUUUAGUGCAUUUUUGAGGGUAAUAAGUAAAACCUGUGAAAACCCUUUUUGUUACAUUGGUUGUAAAAUAUUAUUGCAAUUAAAAUAAUAUUCACAUAAUGUAAGUAGUAUUUUUAAAUUAAAUUUAUGUGCUGAGUUGACACGGUCUUCAGUUCAGGUUUAGUGUGUCGAGGGAAGACAAGGGACUCAAAUGAUAAUCUGAGUGCCUUUUUAGGGAGUUGCAACGACGUCGCCUCCAUAUCCAUAAAGAAUUAAAGCAGAAGAUUCAGCCUGGACACAUUCGCGCUUAAUAAUUAUGAUUGUGUAGCAUAAUACUGUGAUAAUCCAGUCACGAAACGACCGCGGCUUUCGAAUGAACUCCUUAUCGACCGCCUGCACAAACCACAUUCCAUAAAAAUGGCUGCCUAAGCAACAGGAACUUUUCUCAAUUAAUUUUUGAUCCCCUUACAUAUUCAGACAUAUUUGGGUACCAUUAAAUCCUGCCCUGCUUGCCUGCUUCAGCUUCGUACCGGGGACAAAAAGCUUCAAAUUUUACCCAUUUGGUAGCACAUUACGUCUUCUUUAGAUUUUGUACUUGAUGAAAGAGUAUCUUUCGGUUUUGGAAAAGUCUGUAAUUGUGAGAUUCUUCAAGACCUUGAAACGUCCAGUCGUACAGCACCGCAUCUGCACAUUUAUGAAAUGGACAUUGCAGUCCGAAUCCACUACAAAAUUUUAUGAGUCCGAUAUGUUCUCUUCAUAAUAGCAUGUCAGUAUAUAGGUCAAUAUAUUUUAAGGGUAAUAGGCAAUGCCUUUGAAAACCCUAUUGUAAACGGUACUUGCAAUAUGUAACUUUAAAUAAACACAGUACUAGAAUUUUGUCAGUAAUAUAUACACUUAACAGAAUAUUUUCAUUGAAAAUUCAGAACCGAAACUCAGACACAUUCAGUUGUAGAUGAUAUCGGUAAAAUGCAAUGACAGUCAUCCUCAUUAGCGGUAGGUGUAUGCAAGGCGUUGGUUUGGCACCACAGAGCUGUUCUGUCCAGACAAGCGGUAUUGUCCAAGAAAUAUACAUCUAGUCUUUGCUUGAACGUCUCCGUGGUAUCCGCCAUUAUUACGUCCUCGGAAAGUAAACAACUUUUAGUUCGGAAACUCUGAAUGCAAGUGUAACGGCGAGUCGGGCUCAAAAUUACUCGAGAAUUGUGAAAGUUCUCUAAAACCAAGAGACACUUUUUCUUCAAGUCUAAAAUUUGAAGAAGACGUAAUUUGCUACCAAAUGAGCAAACGAAAUAAUAUUUUUGUGCCUGGUUCCCGUGAAAUAUAUCCGAAUUUAUAGGGGUAUUAAAAAUAAGUGGGAGAACCUGUGUAAUUUAAGCAGUCAUUUUUAUGGAAUACGGCAAGAAGCUCAUUCAAAAGCCGGCCUCAUGACAUGACUGAAAUAUCCUGACAUUAUUUGACACGAUAACUAAUAUUGCAACCCCACAUAGGCCAUUGUUGUAAAUGGAAACACAUUUCAGAAUUCCAGUCAACGUCUCAUGUGAUAGCACAUUUACUGUAUUUUGAGACUCUUCGUGUGAACACUGAGCCUGACGUUUCUUGUCAAUUAAGCUGAGGGAAUGAUAUCUCCAGUCAAAGCAUCUGGGUGCCGAUAUGAACUCUCCUUAAGAAGGGCUAAGUUCGUUUCAGCUCACAGCGACUUGCCAUAUCAUGCGUAAUUGUGACUGCUACGUUACUAAUGAGAUGCACAAAGUUUGGUGGCAAACUCUUUCUUUUAUGGUGUUUACGGGAUUCUAGUCAUUUCGUGUUCAGGACUUCAAUUUCGUCUUCAUUAAAUCGGGUUUAACGAUAAGGGCAUUUUCUCACGUUAUUUUCUUAACUUAGAAUUUAAAACUCGCCUUCAUCAUUUUGAGUAAAUCUUCUAGUUAACGUCGAUUGACUUUUUCCUUAAAGGCGGCUACCGAGGUACCGCCUCUUGGUAAAAUAUUCUAAAGUCAAGCACUUUUUAACAGUUCAUAUUUCUCAUAGGUUGUGUAAUUUUCCUUUCUUGGCUUUGAAACAUCGAGUCCUGCUCAGCAGAAUUACAGGCGCGCAGUUUGUCGUGGUUUUAAUUGCUUACUUCAAUAUUCCCGUCAACGUUUUUCAUGCUCAUCCGGUUCCACCAAAUUUCAUUGGACAUGCACUUUUAAACCAAACAGUAAGUUUACCUUCCUCAAGAUCUCCCUGUUCUUAAAUUUUUAGUUCGACUUACACCUCAAUUCUGUCCAGAAAGCUAAGUAAAUCGACGCGCAAACCAUCUUGUUCAAGUCUUAAAAGUGAAGCCGCUGUUUCUAGAUCUUCAAAUUCCACACCACGCAGCCGCGAAAUUAGUGAACGGCAUCUUGGUUUAAAGGUUUCUGCCAGCUGUGACGACUCCUCAACCCAAUCUUUCUCCGGCAAGCUAGAAGAGCAAGAUGUAAAGGUUUGCUUCAUUUGUCUAUCAUCUUUGUUGAUAGUCUCUUUGACCAUAACUCUCAAUUAGAAUUAUUUCCCGCGAUGGAGUUUAUUUGCCCGGCCCUUCACUCACUUCCAAACUCCGAAUCUUAUGUGACAAAGUUAGGUCUACUUAUGACCUUCUGAGUAGUCGUUGUCUUUGCAACGUUUAGAUAAGCGAUAAACCACCUAAUUUAGCUACAUAUUCGCGAUCUCUUUGACUAAUUGGUUUUCAUGCAGCUUAGAAAUUAUAUGGACGUUCACGGGACCACCCCGGCAGGAUUUGAGAACCUUUCCUCCCACUUGUUAUGUUACACUUCCAUGAGGUAACAAAACCGGAUCGACCGUGAAUUCUGCCAGUAUACUCUCCUGGUGUUUGUCUCUCGUUCUUUCUCUAAACUGACACUGUAGGCCAACCUAUCACUGUUACGAAACACGUGGAAAGGCAGUUCUUAAUCCCCUGAUGACGUUCGCAUGUCUUUUUCGGUCUCCGUUCUGGAACUGUAACAGGGUACCACAAACUAAAUACCCCCAUCACGAGGAUAUUCAUUGUAAGGCUUCCAAGGAUGAAACCCCCACUCAGAUACCUGUUCUUGCAAGACUAGUCAAACGUAAAGCAGAUUAAUAGGGCUAUUUAUUUCCUGUUCGGAGUUUAAAUGGAUAGACUUUUUAGAAAACUCGUGCAUUCGACGAGCUCACACAAAACUAUUUGUCUACCCAUCCAGUUAAUCUAAUCCCUUUAUUUCUUUAUAUUAUCAGCAUCGGGACCACGCUCCUGACGCACUUGUGAGUGAUUUUUUAAAAAUGUCUUUUAGAUAACGGGAAUCGAGCCUAGAGCACAUCUUCAGAAGUUCGAUCAGGAUGCCGCCAUUGGGGGACCCUCACUAAUACAGAAUCUUCCCGCUGAAAAACCGGUAAAUGUUUGUCUUUGUCUCUUGUUUCUUCCAAUGCUUACCUGGUAGGAAAGGAUUUGAAGAUUGAUUAUCGUUUUAGGACCAGUCGGACUUCGAACAUUUAUUUUCUACAUGCUCCUAUCGAAUGUUCGCAAUCUUAAAAUACGGCACAUUUCCUUCCUCUACGUAAACUGCACACGAGUAGUUGUAAUGUUCUGUGUUUGGAAAGAGCAUAUGUUAAAUAAUCCCGUUUUGGAAGACGUCGACUAGCUUCAGGUCCGUAAUAAGUGUUUCCUCGAGGGCCACCAUCAAACCAUUUUCCUUCCAGAAGGUAAAGAGGUAAAAGACCGUUUCCCUACUUUAAAAUCUGAUCUUUACUGGCGCACGCUGGCUACCUGAGACGCUUUCUACAUGUCCGGAUCAUGUCAAUACUUUUAAAUUGAAUUGCUUCACAAAAUUGCGUAAUUGUGGGAUCCAGCGUCGGAAGAUUGGAAGAAUAUGCAAAAGCCCGAACGAAUUUCAAAUUUUGGAUAAUAAAAUGAAAGUGGGGCCAUUUCCUGAACCAGUAGAAAUUCAGGCAGUUAUACAUUAGCAAUUACAGUUAAAAACGACGAUGGAUGAUCGCGAAUUGCAAUUUCGCUUUAUCAAACGUCUGACAGAUCUGCAAUCGUGUACAUAAUGCAGCUAUUCCAUAAAGUUUCAUGACAUUCACUUCAUAUGUCUGUUUGAAUCAGUUUAGAACCGAAUUUGAAAACCAGUGUCCUAUAUACUAUUCCGAUUCUGCACCUCACUUUCAGCUUAUUUCGGCUUACUUUUGAGAAUAAUUGGAAAAACCUCUGAAAACAGUCUUUUACAUGUCGGUAUGCCAUAGAUACUGUGCACGUCUUUUGUAAAUGCAUCGCUAAAACUAUAGUAUUCACAUAAUUUAAGUAGUAUUGUUUUUGAAACAAAUUUCUCUGUAGAAUUGACUUGGCUUUCAGUUCAGGUUCAGCUUGUCGGCAAGACACAUAAUCAUCCAAGUACUUCUUGAACAUCUGCAACGACGUCGCCCCCAAAACUGACUUAGAGAGAUCAUUCCACCGUUCUGCUAUGCACUAUGUAAGGAAUUCAGAAUCGAAAUUCAACCUGGACACAUUUGUGCCUAUCUUCAUUGCGUGUCCAUGAAGAUGAGGCGAACUUAUAUACCUUGCAAAUUCUGUUAGCUAGAGUCUUCCUUAAUCUUCCGCCCUCCUUUCUCUAUACUAUCUAUAUAUAGUUAUAUAUACUGGAAGAUGGGCAUCCCAAGAAACAUAAUUCGAAGAAGAAUGAGUCCUUUGGGAAAAUGAACAAACUUUAUUUCGUAAAUUUUCGAGUCUGGUUCCCCAGCUCGUCUUCAGACGUGUAGUAAGUGUGAAGAAACAGUCAAAAUUUAAACAAUGCCGAAAAAAUCGAUAUUGCUCUGUCAUGGCUGAGGAUGGGUUAAUGCUCUGGGCUGAUGUCACGCCUUGAUUGGCUAUUGCCUUUUCCAUUUUUCUUUGAGAUUUGUGUACAUCGUAUCAAGGUCGAUGCGUCGAUUGAUGCAUGAAUCAUCAGAGUGAAUGGCCUCUAGGAAUUCUCGGCCUUUCUUAUAUGGGCAGGAACCGACAAUGCGUGUUUUAUCCCAAGCGAAUUUGUGCCCAGUUUCAAGAGUAUGCAUGGCGACUUGGGAUAAGUGGUCCCGCCUCUUCACUGCCAAUUGGUGUUCAUGUAGGCGUGUAGAGGCGGAUUUUCCGGUUUGACCACAAUACACUGCAUUACAAGUGCCACAUGGAAUUUUAUAGACUACUUCUUUCUUAUCCAAAUAGCCAACCCUAUUCUUAGGGUGUACAAGCUGAUUGCGUAGCGUGGUAGUCGGUUUGUGAGCCACUUGUAUUUGGUGCUUCCUGUCGGUAGCCUGAAGCCUUGAGCCAUGAUCAUUGUGUCUAGCCAAACUUCUUUUCAAAUCAUCCCCCAGUGCUUCUCUUUUGGUCUGGAAUGCAUUCUACUGUUCUAUAUCUUUUUCCCCCAAGAUCCCAAUCAGGUUUCCUGGCAGUUCUACUGCCGAUGACUUCAUACACAGCCGUCCCUCAGUCCGCACCUCGAAGUCGAGUCUCUCGCAGUUUACUUCGGACCCACAGGCCCGGAUAGCAGACCUCGAAAAGGAAACACACUUGCAAAAUGAACUCAUAAAAGGAUUCCAGAGAGAAAACGAAAAACUCAUGGCUGAAAACAAGAAACUUAAAGAGGUACUGGCUACUUAUUUCUCGUGUAUUUUAAAUGACCUGAAAAGACCUCUUUUAGUAUCUCCAACUUUUAGUUAUACGGAACGAACGGUUUUUACGAUUUCUCUAGCAUAAUGAAACUCGGAAACGCAUGCAGCAAGAGGUGGGCUGAAGACUAAUAAUAGUCCAAAGAAGCUGUAUUCUCUCCAUUCAUGUGAUUUCCCAGCAACUCACUAGGAUGUUUGCGUCAUCCCGAAGGAGUGACCGUUGGCCGGUUGGUCUCAAAUGGCAAGGGUGCUGUUCUGGCAGCAUCUCCCAAAGUGGGUCGAUAUUGCUAAGAAAUAUGAAGGGCUCACCGGAUCAGUGGAAUUGAGUGGCUGACGUUUCGGAGGGUUUAGCCGGCUCUCCAUUAUCAAAGCGUUUUGUACGAAAAAUUGACCAGAAUUUUGAAAAAACGGGCUUAUGUCGAUCGAUUUUUUAUUCUUUCGCUGCCUUGGCAUACUGACCGUCGUUUGUGAGUGUUGGUGGCCUCCUGUGUUGUGUGUUGUCAUCUCUAUGGGGGUCGAUUGCACCUGUGCUCACCUUUCAAGUAAAUAAGUCAACUGGCCGCGUUUGCUCGGCAUUUUUAAGUCCCGUGUGACUGUCUUGUCCUGGUUAUGGCGUAUGUAGUGAAGUAGGACUUUAUAGAUCGCAGGAAGGUCUACAUGUCCGUUGAUGGACUUGACAUCUGAGUACCAAGCCUCGAGUGAGAGACGUUCUGUCCUUGAGGUGCCCCGGCUUAUGACGGCUGUUCCUUGGAAGUCAAAACUGUGGCUAGUUUCUCCAACGUGAGUCGCAAGCUGUGAGUUUGGGUCUAGUCUCCGAGUUGCCAGUUUGUGCUCGUGUAGGCGAGUCUGCAAUUUCCGUCCGGUUUCCCCCAACGCAGCUGCAGUCUCCAUCGCUAUAGUGCAUUUAAUGGACAACUGCUGAGGUUUCAGUGGGUGGCAGUGCGUCUUUGGGUUGCAUCAAACGGCGACGAAUUGAUGCCUGGGGUCGAUGGGCAAUGCCUACUCUGGCGGAUUGUAACAGACACGAAACCGCCUCAGAGACUUUUAUUGUAAAGAAUAGCCCUCCAGAGUUCAGGUCGCUCUUCUUGUGGUCGUCGCCUGUUCACUCGGCGCUUGCUUUGCUUGAUAAAAUAACUUGAGUUUCCAUUGACCCGAAAGAGGUCGUGAAAGAAUUGCCCUUCAGCUCUUUUGUCGGCUGAUGUGCUGCACUGUGUCAACUCUUUGGAAUAGAGUGUUGACGCAGCUGCGUUUGUGAGAGAGGGGAUGAUUGCUGUUGAAAUGUAGUAUUUGUCUUGCGUUGGUUGCUUUCCUGUAAACGGUAGUUUGCCGUUGCACAUUGGCGCACAAGGACAUUCACGAAGGGGAGUUGGUCGUUAGAUUCAGCUUCCAUUGUGAAUUGUAUACUCGAGCCAACCCAGUUCGGCAAUUCUUUGAGGUGCUCCACGUCAGAGGAUUUGACCAUGGCGAAAGUUUUAUCGAUGUAACGAGCCCAAAACUCUGGUUGAUACUUGGUGGGCACUAAGUACUAUAUCCUUUGAAGAACCACUUCAACAAUCAGCUCUGGUAUGUGGGUGCCUCUAAUUUGUUCAUACAUCUGUCCACUGAUCCGGUGAGCCCUUCAUAUUUAUCAGAUUAUCGACUCGGAUGUCUGGCAUUUACUAACCUGAGGAUCAAUAUAGUAUAUCUGAUGGAUUGCAUAACCGUGGCUGCUAUUGUGGCUAUGCGUGAAAUUGCUUAUCUAGGUGCCAAUAUCCCUUGGUACAUUUAAAUAGAGCGUGUUGGAUAGCUUAACAGAAAGCUUAUUUCCUGUAAUGCCUAAAUUUUAAGAUGGAUGUUUCCAUCUUCCCCUCCACCACAACAGUUUAGGGUUUCAGGAUUGUGCCGGACGACGGAUGAAGUCUCUUUUUAUGGCGGCUAACAUCUGCCCUGCUGUUAGGCCACCAUGGCUUGUGACCAUUUUUUUGUCAAGCAACUGAUUUAUCAGAUCGAUGGGCAGCCACGCCUAAGGGUAGUGUCGCUGCAUGUUCUGCAAAUGCUCAUUCUUCAGACCCGAGAGCCCGCUUAGUUCGCAGCUGGCAUUUACUGAGGACCUGUUGCGGCAGCUUAAGCCAUACACAAACCCUGGCCACUACGACCUUCACGUUCGGUUCCGAAUACAAAGAGAUGGAUCAAUAGUAGUGAAAUGCGAUUCCCAGGUGGCAUAUCACAAGAAAAGGAGGCGUUCACCGGGAGAGGUGUAUUUGCCUCCCCCUUAUCUGGUUUUACGGACAUUCUUGACGGGGGACAGUCACGGCGCGGGACAAUCGGGACCGUCAAUUGUCGCCGCGGCCGACGAAGAUGGGCGGGAUUCAGGUCACGGUGACGUGCGGGUCGGAUGCAGCCACACAGGCGGCAUUGGUGGGCCAGGCAUCAAACAAAGUGCGCCAUAAAAGGAAAGCUGUGUGCAUGACUGCUCAGUCUCUGAAGAUGGGUAGAAGAAACGACUAUCCGAAACGUCAGACCUCAAAUACACCUCUCCCGGUGAACGCCUCCUUUUCUUGUGUUAUAAGCAGAUGGUCCUGGACGCCAGACGAGGGAACACGUGCGGCGUCGUAAGAGCCGCAGCACGAGCGACAGUGCAGAAUGCAAAUUGAAAAGUCGGUUGACAAAUAUACGUUUUCAGUAACUCGUCAUCAGGUCAAUACAUUUACAUGGGUAAUGAUCUUUUUACAUGUGGACAGAAGAUAAAUGUGUCUCAGGGGGCAGGAUUGGUCAGACUCCAUGUUCCUACGCCGCCCGCAUGACGGAGUCAGCGUGUUGCGGACGGUGGUGUUGGUGUGGUAGGCGGGGGGGAGUGGAGAGGAGUUAGAGUUGGAUUGUGGGCGCUGUCUGUGUUAACCACGCGGAGUGCGUGUGACUGUUCUCAGGGCGUCAGGACGGCGUGCGAUCACCACCUGGAGUUGGACAGGCAAGACAGACUGUGUCAACGUCUUCUGACAACAGGACGCUGAGUUCGCUGAUCGAAUGGCUACUGCUUCGGCUGUGGAUAGCACCCGUUUGCGCAGGCCUUUAGAGUAGUAUGCUGGCGCUCGGUAUAUGACUUUAGAGGCUGCCUUAGCGUCUACUUGGUUCCUAUCGAUCAGAUGUGUGAGAAUUGAACUCAAAAUCCGUCGAUUUUCCCCUCUACCUAGCCGGAAGGACAUGUGUUCGCGUAUCCCCUUUUCCAGACGCCUCGUUGUACGGCCAGUAUAGCCCGCUCCACAGGAGCAGGUGGAUGAAUAAAUACACACGGAUUUGGCCUGCAAUGGUAGUCGGUCAUUACCUCCCAAGAGCAGGAGGGGAGAGUUUGCGCAUAUAUGCAAGUUCGUCGCGGGGAAGGCACUCGUGAGAGCUGUCCUAAGAUGUCGUCUCACUAAUCCGCUUGCUGCGUGUCCUAGAAAAGGCAGUCUUAGAAGAAAAUCCUUCUUCUCUGCAGUUGCGACGGCAUGUUUUGUGGCACACUCCCUAAUAUUCCGGAGAAUAAAUCUCUCCGGAUAGCCGUUUCCGCGGAACGUGUUUUACAGCUGCUGGAGUUCUGCUUCAACAGUUUCAGGAGAUCAGAUGCGUUGCACUCUAGCCGCCAGUCCCUAGACUAAAUUUCGUUUUAGAUUUACGGAAACAAAACUUUCAAAAUUAAUGUAUUGGCCCGUCCAGGUUUUCUUUCUGAAUAUCUUGCGUUGGAUAGACCAAUCCUCUUGUCCGUGUAGAAGGACAUCGAGGAACGCGAUCCCGUUAUUCGCCCCAGUCUCUGUGGUAAACUUCAGAGAGGGGUGCGCCCUGUUAAACUUCUGAGCUAGGCCAUUGAUGUCAGUGGUAUGACUUGUCAGGCAAAAGAUAUUCUCCAUGUAUCGACCGUAGAAGUCAAGGUCAUUAAUGAUAUCUUUGAGACUCGUUUGCCCGACCUCGCCCAUGAAGACAUUUGCGAGAAACGAUCCAAGCGGUGAACCCAUUGCCACACCGUCUAUUUGCCUGUAUAGCUGGCCGUUGCAUAGGAACUGGACAUUAUGUGUGCACCACGCAAGUAGUUCUUUUAGGGUCUCCACUGUCAUGCCUAUCGGGUAGUUUGUUUCCCUAAUGAAGAAUGCCUCACAGCGCCUUGGACGAGAGCACGGCCGAGCCGGCCUUGAAGAUGAUUGGCCGGUUUGGACAUCCGUGAUUGGCCGAGCGGCAAACUGCGACUGGUGCGCUCGUGGAAGUACCCACACGAGGCCCAGCGUUGCAACAGGCGUUCGGAGUAGAGCCACUAUAGACCGUUCCACGGUCAGACGCCCGCGGACGCGCCGGGAAGCCGGCAGUUAAGUUAACAACCAGCUCCCGUCUUGCCGGGUUAUCCGUCGUCCAAGUCCACGCUUAUGCUUCCUCAGUUGUCCGGUCCUGGUGCGCUCAAGCUAGAAGUUUGAAACUAACGAGAAAAAGUGCUGGAAGUUUCCUUAUCCGACGAAAUCCGUACGAUUCUUACAGCUACUACAGUUUGUCAUCAAAUCACUUCUAGCGAAGCAUGAUUUCAUCAGUAACCCCAACAAUUUGCUGAUUUCAAGUAGUCGGUAAACAACUUCUGUGACCAAGCGGGGAGUUCCUAAAAGGUGAUACAACUAAUGUGUCUUAACUCCCAACAUGUGCCGUUCUCCUCUAGAUAUCAACGGAUACAUUACUAGGACUUGGUGAAGCAGUUAUCUGGAGGAUUUUCGUUUAGUUUGACAAUCGAAAAGGGCCAAAACUGUAUUAUGUGCGUAAAAAUGGUGAGUCGAGUUAAGGAAUCGCAGAGAACGAACAUUCACCUAGUUAGCGUUAGGGACAGGACUGGGACCAUUGAAAAUUAAACUGGACUCCCUAUGCUUGAACUUCAGGUCCGCUGCCCCAUUAACUGCGUGCGAGAAUUUUAAGUGUUCUAGAAGUGGUGCCUUACCACUCUGAUUGUGAGUGGAAAGUGUUCCUUUGGUUUGUCCUGGAAAUAUAAUCUGGAGCUCUUCCGGGCAGUUGCACGGAAAGAGGCAAGUGAGAAGAAGGAAUACUGGCCAAGCCAGAGGAGACCGAAACGACCCGCGAAAAAGCCGCUCCAAAAAUCACCAAUAUUUCUCGUCGUAGACGAUAGGGCAACAAACCCGCAUCACUGCCUAUGUCAUGGACUUAGUGUUCAAUGAACUGGGGUAUUUUGCUUCAGGGGUUAGGUUAUUUAGGCCUGGGAGCUAGGACACGGUUGACUGACGACGUCUUACGUUCCCUGAAUGAUUAUUCCAGUCUCCCCUGUCCUCAGUCCCUUAUUCAUAACUGCUUGUCCCUACGCCCCCACCUACGAGGGCUCUAGAUCCGCACAUCUUCUCUCGUUCAAUCAAACAGGUGAAACGAAAUUUUCAGAAGUCCUCUUCUGUUUUUCUCCUGGUGGACUUCUGCUCAGUCUGUAGCGAAAUCUAGUUGAGGACUCACGCGCUUGAUCCUUUAAGCAACUUCCGCUGUUAUUAUCCCCAUCGCUUGCCGCUGGAUAUGUACAGUUAAUGCAGCCAGCGAUUACUUAUCGUUUUCCUAUUCCCUUGCAACUUUUUACAGGUUUAUUAUUCCUAAAACUGCCGCAAGUCAUGAGACUUGACUGAAAUAAGCCAUUUCCUAGGCUCCAAGAGGGACUUUAGUGGGACAUACUCCAAAAUCUCUGCGAAAUGGAAAAAGGCGUUGUUUAAAAAAAAGGGGGGUUUCAGAUUCACGACUUGGCGCUGGUAGUUCCUUUUCGGCAACCGUCACAUUUAAAACACAUCCUUUUGUAGUCCUCCUCUUCUGUUUUAAAUGGACGACUGGUCUGUAAAAACGCUCACAAAAGGCGGUUUUAUGCCCUAGAAAGCUGCGUCGUCUGCCCUCCCCGAGGCCCAAAUAAACUCCGCAGAGCGCCUGUUCCGUGAGAAUGCCGUUUUGCAUAUUGAACUGGACCAAGUGAAAGAAGAACUAGCUGGUCUCAAAGCUCUCCGAAACGCCGAAGGGCUACCUGAAGCACGCAAAAAAUACGGUAGGAAAACCAAGUCCGUUGUUUGCAUCUGUAUGGUUGGUGGAUUUAUGUCCUGUAUGGUUGACGGAGGCGACAUAUCAUUGUUUUCUGUGGGAGGAGACGCAUCGCACUUGGUCAGUUUGCGGUUUAACCUGUAGUGAACAGUUUUUUUUGAUGAGGGAUCCCGUUCACAUGGAUCGCGGUGGUCUUUCCUGGCCAGUCUCCCCGAGUUUUCAUUAUGGACGUAAAUUUUUGGUCCCCUUCUGAACGGAAUAUUUUUUUUUCCUUUCUCAGAGUGUGAAAUAGCCAAUCUCAAGACGCAGAAUGCUGAACUGGAACAGGAGUGUCAGAAGCACAGACAGAGGUGUGCAGAUACGCUACAAGAGCUCGACUCGGCUCGAGUUGAGGUAAUUUUCAUUACUUAUGCUCUUUGUGAAAACACAUAAACUCCUUUAGAAUGCUGGCAGGCGCCGUCACUUACCAUCGACACCAAGCGAUUAUUAUUUCGAACACUUUUGGUUUCAUUGAUGGUACUUAUGGCUGUGGCCAAAAGGUCUGUAAGCGUCUGUUAUGCCAGGAUCAGCAUACCGUGGCCCUCGCAGCCUGCUAUGCGCUGACAGUUCUCCGACGCCUAGUCCCCUGCCGGUAAAUGCGCCUGCACUCCAGCUGGGUAUACAGGUCGUGUGCAUGGUCGCCCAGCCAUCCUACUCUUUGUUCUGACCCGUCGUGGUGUUGCUGCUAUUGGUUAAAACCUUGUUCAAUGUUUAAGUGGACGAGGGGGUGUGGAGUGGGGUGCCAAGGUGUGGGCUCGGCCGUGCCAUCCAUCUGCGCCCUCCGCCGCUUCCGGUCUUCUUGACUUUGUCUUGACAUUGGAUCCAGGUUGAGGAGGAUGAGGGACUGCGGUAAACGCUACCCAAGUCUACACUAUAAACUAAUUCACGCGCAAAUGAUCGUGCCUGCUUCACCUUGUUGUGUAGCGUACGGUGGACUCGUCAGAUGCGACAGUCGAACUAUCAUUUAUGGCUGUUUAAAUUAGUUAGGCCGUUAGCCGCGCCCCCGACAAUAUGAAAAUAUACUUGGGUGAUUUGCGCUUUCGUCUAAAGAAGCUGGAUAAUGUGGAUUUGGGUGGUCAGAGCAGAACUUCCUAGGUUUGAUGCAAUUUUAGACGACCGUUGAAUAUGUUCCUCUAGUUUUUAUUAUUAUGAUAUGCCUACUCAUCUCAUUUGCGUAUACAUGUUAUACUAGGAUCACGGUUGCGACCGAGUUCACGAAAAAGGUUAUACUUGGGGUUAAGGUUGGGGUUAGGGUGAAGUUUGCCUCCCGCAUACCUUCUUACCCAAUCCGGUCAUCAUUAAUUAAUAGCCACCGAUUACCUGUUUUCCGCCCGUUUAUGCGCCCAUAAUCCGAAUCGUUCAAAUUGCGCGGUCUGUUCCGACACCUCGUUGAAGUAAUAAAGCACGCAUGGUAGAAGUGUGUUUUCUCAAUGUUUUCCGCAUAGUCCUCUACUCACCGCCCCCAUCUGUCUCACUCAUAAAACCCCCAUUUACGUCCUCCCCGUAUUACUGCAGUACCUGUUCUUCAUUUGCUCAGUAGGACUGAAUAUUCAAUCGUCGCCUAAUCUUAGGGUGAACGUCUAGUUUCAUUCCUAGUAAAUUCAGCGCACCUGCAGCAAUAAGUUUGUACUUGUAAAUCUGGUGGUCGUUUCGUACACAAAAUUGUUUUACCAUAUUCCCAACACAGAUACUAAUUCAGAAUCCUGACUCUUAGCGUUUUUUUUUCUGUGACUGUAUUAUGUUACUGCUCGAGAUUCUGUUCGUUACUGGAUUCCUCGGCAUUUCACGUGCAGUUUCUGGGAUAAAUCCGGCUAGCAAAUUGUGAUUGGCAUUUUUAUCUAAUGAAAUUGAUCGGAUUCAAAGUCAGGUUCGUACUUGUGCUGUGCGGAAGUAGGUCGACGAAAUGUGUGUCUUAGUUUUUAGGCAGCGCUUUUGUUGGUGUUACAGUGAAACAGUGCUCUGUGUGCUUAGAGUAGUGCAUUUUCCGGCGAUCUAGAAAUUGACAGAGUUCAUUUUCGUCAUAAUAGCCUCAAACUUUUUCGAGGCAACCAGUACUUUUAUGGUUGUUCCCGAGUACGCGCGCCCAUUCAACAAACCUGAAGUGCGACAACACAUUGAUGUAUGGUGCUGAAACUCACACAGAGGCGGCAUUCGCCAAUCUGCCUUGUUUUCAGGACGCAAUGCAGGUUAUUCCCCAUUGACCGGGUCCUCUAUUCUGAAGUUUUCACAGCCGGUCGAAUGGUGUCAAGCAGUUAAUAUGCGAGAACCGUUACGGACAAAGACAGACCUGAUUGGAAUGCCCCUUUCUCAUUCACUUCCUGUCGUCAGUCGACCAUACCCCAACCCCAGGCCGGAAAGAUGAGGGGCUGUAAGCCGAACUCUUUGGAGUAUAGCUAGCUAAUGACAAAAAAUAAGCCAGAAAUGCCAUUUCAGUCAACCUUACCUUCUUUUCAUUGGUCACAACACUGUUCGAACUGUAAAACCCUUCUUGACUGUGUGUCAUAGCACCCGGCUUAGCUGUGAGAGGAUGAGAGAGUGAUGUAGAUGGAGCGCAAUUCUACUAUCAUUAAGGGUUAAUGUACGCGCGAGUCACCGCCCCUGCACCCACCCUGCUAUGGGGCACACGGCGGACAGCGUCGGCAAAGGCGAUCGAACUGUCGUACGGAGAGUCACACUGCAAUUGCACUCAAACUUAGUUGAGCUCCGAGUCGCCCCCUCCCCCUUUCUUGUGUUAAAUCGCGGUUCUUUAUGCGCGGACCAGGAGUUGUGGUGAUACGUCUAGGCGUGGGUUCACGCCAUGCCAGUUCGAUCGCGCCCCCGGUCUCCCUGACUGUCUUGACACCGUUCCUAGGAUGGUGGGGGAGGAGGAUGAGGAGAGAGUGUGGUAGAUGUUGUGCAAGUUUGCCCUCAUUACAAACUAAUUCACUCGCCAGUCACCGUCCUGCGUCCACCUAGUUGUGGGGCACACGGUGGCCAUCGUCCUUCGUGACGGUCGAACUGACUGUCCACAUGCUGACGGCGGGUCACCGAGGUCGCUAUGACGUGCGUUGCACAAUAAUUGCAAAUUCAAAUGUGAUAAAAAAAAACUCGCGUCGUCCGGCGGGGCCUCGUAGCUCAGGUGGUUAGAGCGUUGGCUGUACUAAAGCCUUCCUCUUACUGCGUGGGUUCAAAUCCCACCGAGGCGCCGAGUUUUUCACAGUUGAGUCAAUAUGAAUUGCGAAUUCCCAAAUGAAGCUGCAGACGCAUAGUAUCAAGCUGACAGCCUUUACUGAGACGGUUAAAUGCAAGCAGUAUUUGUCAGCGCAGAGGGGUGAGUGUCGACCAAGUGAUCGUGUUCAGCGAGAGUAGUCCGCGUUGCGCCAGUAGCGAUCAACCUGUGUGCAAUACACGGACGUCGGCGGGAUGACGAGAGUGAUGCUCGCGUGCUCGCAUAGCCGAGAGCACCUGUGGGCAUGAAGAAGAUCUGGCACUCUGGCUGCUCCGCGCUCUGCCGCAUUCUAACCAAAGUAAUCGUAAAUCAAGCUAGAUCUGCACCCUUAGCGUCAUCUGCGCACUCUUAUAACCGGAAUGCUUUAUAUAAUGAAUUUUUCCAUCUCAGAUGAAGUGGUCUCUUACUUUCCUCCUUAUAAGUCCGCAAUCAAUUGCUUGCAUAUCAGUCGCCUGCUACCGCCUUGCUUAUAUCAUCAAGGCAAAUUUUAAAAAUUUGACUGCCGAGUCUGAGCUUUGUUUUUGUGCAUUCUGAAACAGCUAUCAGACCUUCUAAAACGCUGUGCUUCGCUGUCGCAGAUGGCAGAUAGCGCCACAGCAAAUGCUGAAGCUCGUUGUCAGCAGGUAAAGAACGAGGCGGCUGUUGCUAUCGGGGAACUCAAACAUAAACUGAAUUGGUAUAUCAAGAACCAAGCCCCUUCCAACCAACCAACGGAAGUAAUGAAACAGGAAGUAGGUAUUUCUUUUACGUAAAUCUAUCACUGAUUUCUCAAAGUACUUUCUAAACGUUAAUACUAAGACUCAGAUUCGGAAAAAAGUCUGCUUGCUAGCUUACUUGCUUGAUACCUGGUCAGCUAUGAGACAAAUAUGUGUCUACGUCUGCCGACUAAACCGUCGCAGACCAGCAUCGACAGGGGUUACUGGAGUGCAGAGGGUUGAGGUCGGACACAGCGACUGCCCUACAAAAUACGCCAAAGCCCGAUGUACCAUUGUGAAAUGGCGGCCUUGCGCCCUUCACCAGCCUAUACCGUUUUCCUGAAGUAUAUUACCAAUCCAAUUUCAUGGUUUCGAAACAACAUGACAUCCGGCCAAAGCAGCAUUUCUGGGGAAGCUUCUUAAAUAUCCGACGUUCCCUUGGAGGUCACAUGAAACAACUAUUGUGUCGACCUAAUACCUACUCAAAUAGCUAUAGUAGGCAUUUUUUCUAGGCAACAGAUGUUUGGGGGUCCUCUCCCGAUUGUUAUCAGCGUAUAUGCUGAUAGGGUCAAGCGGGCGAGCUCCAGAAAACAGUUCAGAAGAAGUAGGUUCGAUCACUUGAACAAGAAGUUUAAUGGCCUGAUGUUGCGGGUUCUCACUCAAACUCAUCAUCAGAGACAGUCGCAAAUAACUGUAGUGGAAUGAGCCGCCACCUGAGAUUUAUUAUCUCAGGUGGCGGCUCAUUCUACGGGACCUGGCGAUACUUUCAAGUUUCACGAGGCCGAAAUCCUCGCAAGAGUUGACAACCGCGUGAGCCGCGAUCUGGAAUUCAGCUAUCCAGUCAGCUCUAACGGGGUUUACUGGGAAGUCAACUUGUUGGACAUUUUGUGCGUAUUUGGUCUCCUAUAGCCUCUGGGUCCUGGGGUGGAUAUCUCUGUCCAAGCGGGAAGGGUGAAUUGGGUUGGUUAUCCAGCUAUGCUAGUCCUGGUGACGGUGGCUACCAGCGCCAACAACUAGAUGGCCUUCCGUGAGGCCAUGUUUUGUACCAAAGUCGUGUUUUUCCCCCCCAGCGUCUACCGACUAGAGUUUCGGACGAACGCGACAUCUUCGGCUUUAAACAAAAUCUGUCGUUUCCUACACCAGCCUGGAGAGUUCGGCGGCCCUGCCAGAUUUUUUACUGAUGCCUUUGUCACCUAUUAAUAUCCCUUUUACGCAAUACUGUUCAACUACAUUUCGCACAUACGGCUUUCCUAGCAUGCCAAAGUGUUUUUAUCCCUGUUAAGUACUUUGUUAACUGAAAAAACGUGCGCUCGUACCAGUAAUCAUCCAGUCAUCCUCAAAAGUUGACCUCAAGGAGCCUUGCCUCAUGGAUCUCAAAAGUUUUUAUAUAACAUAUUUUUUCCUUACCUCUAGGGCCUACCCCUAUCAUCACAAGUGGCACUCCAAGGCAGAAUUCAUGAGCUGGAAGUUAAGCUAGAGGAACAAAAGGCGGCUGAACAAAUGUCCAUCCGGAGUCUGCAGCAAGAAUUCGAGGUCCUGAAAGUAAAGGCGAGUUAA